AUGGGAAAGAUAGCAACGAAACUACGGGAGAUUAAGGAAGGACUCAGAAACGAUGAAAACUUAACUCGAGGAAGAAAGGGCUUUGUUCGUGGAAUGAAAGCAUUGCCGUCAUCGACAGGAAGAUAUUUGGUUCGGAAGAUUCCCUUCGUACAUUGGUUCCCGAACUAUGCUCCGAGAUGGCUUGUCGACGAUAUGAUUGCUGGAGUAACAGUCGCAUUGGUCUUGAUUCCCCAGGCCCUGGCAUCUGCAGCGUUAGCUGGCAUACCUUUGCAGCAAGGGCUCUUUGCUAGCUGGCUGCCAUCGGUCAUAUAUUUCUUCAUGGGUACAUCGAAAGAUAUUGCUACAGGCCCUACAACAUCUUUGAGUCUACUUACCAACGCCGUUGUGUUAUCGAUUACUGCACAAGAUCUUCCGAUACCGCCAGCUCUCAUUGCUUCCGGUCUCUCUUUUUCGAUAGGCGCCUUUUCUCUAUUAUUCGGACUCCUAAACCUUGGAUGGAUUCUAAAUUUCGUCACUGUUCCUAUGCUAGUUGGGUUCCAAAUGUCAGCAGCGUUGAUCAUUGUUCAAGGCCAGGUUCCAUUGAUACUAGGAGAGUCAGGUGUGGGCCAAGACUUUUCGCUACAAGAAAUGCAAAUCCCCCAAAAUAUUGCAACUACUCAACCAUUAUCUUUGGCUGUUGGCGUAGCCUCAAUAGUGAUUAUCAUUUCAUUAAAGCUUAUGGGUAAAAGGUGGGGGCAAAAGAGUAGCAUCAUCAGAAUCUUGUCAAGUUUACGGAACGCUUUUGUGAUUGCUAUUUCCACUGCGAUAUCCUUCAUUGUCAACAAAGACCUCAUCAUUCCACAAUUCCCCAUUGCCGGGACGGUAGCAUUAACCCUACAAUCUCCACAACUUCCGACCAAAGUUGUUCUGCUUGUCGCCAAGAGAUCAUUCCCUGUUUUCAUAGCUGCUAUAGCUGAGCAUUUGAUAUUCGCCAAGUCAUUUGCUCGUGAACACAACUAUGAAAUCGAUGAAUCGCAAGAACUCGUCUUUCUGGGGACCGCGAACAUUGUGAACGGCUUCUUUGGUGGGAUGCCAGUAUCCGGAUCUCUUUCUCUGUCAGCAGUAAAUUCAACAACUGGAGUGAGAUCACCACUCAGUGGACUAUUCUCUGCCGGAUUUGUUUUUCUUGCUAUCAAUGUAUUGACGGAAACAUUCCAGUGGAUACCAACUGCAGCAGCUAGUGCGAUUAUACUUAUCUCUGUAGGAGAAACAUUACCUCCAAACAGUAUUCCACUCACAUACUGGAAAGGUUCAUUUGCCGAUUUCAUAGGUUUUUUUGUCGUUAUGAACGUGGCGUUGGUUACAAGUCUAGAGUUCGCUCUUGGGCUUGGGGUAGUCUACAUAGCGCUCUACACUCUCCUCCGCACAUUAUUCUCCUCGAUUAGUCCAUUAAAGCCCCAUGAUCUCGAAAACAGAUACAGUUUCGAAAGUGUUAACAGAAUGAGUAUACCUCUUCAGGGAGGACGCCUAGUACCUCAAGGCACGCAACUCAUUACGUUAGAAACUCCUCUCAUUUACUUGAACGCGGAGAGGAUAAAGAAAGAUAUUCUAGAAGCUAUUUGGACCUAUCAUGAACCGACUCCAUACGGGCCAACAGAACGAAUUGGAUGGAGCGACUAUCGGCUUCGAAGAACUGCCGCUCUUCGUCGCAGGAGUAACAUUAAUACACCAACCAGAUUCCUUCCAAGGCUUGAAGUCGUCGUAUUCAAUUUCACACGAGUCACAUUUAUUGAUACUACCGGCCUUACCUACCUUCAAGAUCUCAAAGACGAAAUUAUGGCCUAUAGUGGUGACGCUGUAGAGUUACGUUUCGUAGGCAUGAUUGACGCUGUACAAAAGAAAUUCAAGAGAGUAGGAUGGCCGUUGGGCACUUAUCAAGAAUCACAAAUCGGUCUGGUCGCGGGAAUUGACAUCAUAUUUGAAGAUCUACAUGAUGCGGUCGCAGCACCUAGAAGCGUUAGAGCAUCUAUGAAUGGACUAGAUUUUGGGUUUGUGAAUUCCAGGAAUGAUAUGGAACAAUUUACAGAUGAGGAGGCUUUUGAAAAGGGCAGGAUGAACAUCAUAGUUACAAAUGUUGUGACAAAGGAUGGGAGGGCGUAUAAGGAGGAAAUUUAA
This is a messenger RNA of Botrytis byssoidea, 2154 nucleotides long. RefSeq lists its product as uncharacterized. NCBI's taxonomy places the organism in Eukaryota, Fungi, Ascomycota, Leotiomycetes, Helotiales, Sclerotiniaceae. The transcript is spliced from 3 exons. The coding region runs from base 1 to 2154 and encodes 717 amino acids. Gene Ontology annotation, cellular component: membrane. The record is from RefSeq and is a predicted model, not a curated record. Gene Ontology annotation, biological process: transmembrane transport. Gene Ontology annotation, molecular function: sulfate transmembrane transporter activity.